Molecule: messenger RNA, 16871 nt
Organism: Ostrea edulis (European flat oyster)
Lineage: Eukaryota; Metazoa; Mollusca; Bivalvia; Ostreida; Ostreidae
Product: protocadherin Fat 4-like
Exons: 19
Coding region: 1166-15985 (4939 amino acids)
Biological process (GO): homophilic cell-cell adhesion
Cellular component (GO): plasma membrane; catenin complex
Molecular function (GO): cadherin binding; calcium ion binding
Source: RefSeq, a predicted model, not a curated record
GUGUGAUUAUCGUACAUGAUGCAUACGUAUAAAAUUUGGUGUCUCUGCAAGAUAUUCCGUCGUGUAAGACUGAGGGGAACGGCUUAUGGGAUCUGUACCUGGAGAGAAAGUUUGAAUUGUUUAGCAUGCACUUAAUUGUAAGUUUAAAAAUUCAGAUGCUAAAAAUGUAUUUCAUAUCUAUGUUCAUAAACAGCAAUAUAUUGACACACAAUGACACGUGUAGUGAGUGAUUAAGACAUUGAUCAAUAUAUAUAUAGGUAUACCUAUACACCUGUCACCUCAUUAACCCCGUACCUGUAAUGAUUUCUCUUUGUGGCAUUUUCCCCGGAUGAAUAUCGCCUUAUGGCCGUGUCAAUGACAAGGUGAUAAAUUAUUGAAAAUAGUUGACCACAUGAUUAUGUUUUUAAAUGCCCUAUAGAGAAAUGCAGUGGAUGCUCAAAUGAAAUAAAUCAUUAGAAGCUGAAAAUAAAUUAAUCUCACUGUUCAAACAAUCCAAAUCAAAGUUACAUAAUAUUAUGUCUCUGGUUCUAAGGGUAUAAUCAUUUGCGAUUCAAUUUGUUCAAUAUUUCUUAAAAUACAAUAUUAAUCUACAUGUACAUGCAUGUGGAUUUCUUAAAAGAAUGCUAAUAAUUAUAAAUUUAGAUCACACUAAUUAUUCUUAUUGUCCGAAAUUACCUCCGUUGAGAGAACCCCCGAUAUUGAAUCUCCCGUCAAUCAGUUACCUGAAGGCGGUGCUGUGUGACGUCACGCAAGGUAGCUGUUGUUUUGUGUAGAAAUGUGAACAAACAUGACGGAGCGAACUAUCGAAGGCGAUGAAUGUGUUUGAAAUACAAAUUAGUGGAUUUUUGCGAAGUGAUACAAACACAGAAAUUAUGAAGAUGAGGUGAAAUUAUGAUCAUUAUGUGGAUUUACUAAAAACCGAAGGACUGAUGUGAAGUUUCUUAUCCAUUCUCAGGUGUAGUAUACGUACAGCGACCAUGCUCUGGAGUGUGUCAACAUAAAAGGGACAAAAUCCGAAAAGCAAUGUGUACAUAGUCUUCGAAAACUACUGUUACUAAAUACUGUGAGGAAAAUUGUAAUCCUUUAACGAGGUUUUUACACCAAAAAUUUCUUCUCGAGGAUUUGUGAAAGUGAUAAUGGGUGCUGUUCAAAGCAAGUAUUAAAGAUGGAAAUAUCGGGAAUUUUCGAAUGUGCCAAAUGUGGUCAUACCCCGGCGCGGAAAAGAUGGACAGUAAUAGUGCUGGUUGUGCUGCAGUUCUUAGUGACAUAUGCCCAGGGACAAGGGCCAGGCACAAACUUUUCGGUAUUCGAGGGGCGACCCCCAGGUACUUUUGUAGGAAAUUUGAUAGUCCAGACUUCAUAUUCAUAUACCUUCAAUGAAGCACAGCCAUACUUUUCACUAAAUCCCACGACUGGUGAAAUAUCCACCAAAAUUGAAAUAGAUAGAGAAUUAUUGUCAUCAGAUCGACUCAAUAUUCUUGUGAUUGGUCGUCCCCCAGGAAACCUAUCACAAAUUCCCAUUGAUAUCUACAUUACGGUGCUAGACAUAAAUGACAAUUCACCCACUUUUCCACAGAGUCCAGUCCAAAGGGACAUUUCGGAGAAGGCUAACAUUGGGUAUAAAAUCAGACUCGAUACUGCCAUAGACAGAGACAUAAAAAGGAAUGGCAAUGUUACACUUUACGAAAUAGUGAAAAAUGAUGACAAUAAAUUUAUAACAGUAUUUGAUCCCUCAAAAUUUGGACAAGUCUUGUAUUUAGAACUUAUUUCGGGACUAGAUCGGGAAGAAAAAGAUUCUUAUGAAUUAACUAUCCGCGCGUCUGAUCAAGGUGAAAUGCCUUUGUAUGGAGACUUAGUUGUAAAAAUUUAUGUCACAGACACCAACGAUAACCCACCAAUUUUCUCACUGAGUCAAUACACAGCAACAGUGAAUGAAAGCUCCCCAAUAGAUACCCUUGUGAUUCGAGUAGAUGCAACUGACGAUGAUGUCGGAGAAAAUGGAAAUGUAUUUUAUACAAUGACUGACGAAUCGCAACAGUUUAAAAUUGAUGAACGAACUGGAGAAAUUCGUACCACUCGGACGCCCUUGCUCUGCCAGACUGUGUGUGGGGGAGCGCAACCUUGCUCGUCAACUGGAUGCAUCUCUCUGACAUUGGAGGCUCGAGAUGGUGGAAAUCCAUCACUAAAUGGUCGAGCUUAUGUAACCGUCAGUAUCACAGAUGAAAAUGACCAUGCACCAACCAUCAAUAUAGUUCACCAGGGCUCAGUAAAAAAUUACGUAUCUGUGAAUGAAACUGCUAAAAAUGGCGAUUUCAUCGUAGCCAUUACAGUGAGUGAUGCAGACACAGGAAUGUCAGCCAACAUAUCAUCGGUGAAAAUUAUCACAGGAAAUGAACUCAACCAUUUUAAACUUUUUUCAAGUUUUCAAAACAAAUUUAAUGCAUUGCUAGUAAAUGUGGAUAGUUUAGACAGAGAGAGAGUAGACAUGUAUAAUCUUACCAUUCAAGCAGUAGACAUGGGGUCCCCUCCUAAAACCGGAACCAAAAGUCUAGUUGUUGUUGUGGCUGAUGUGAACGAGUUUCCACCAAAUUUCUUUCAGAAACAGUAUGUGGCAAAUGUCCUUGAGACCUUGCCUGUUGGGAGCUUUAUUGCUAACCUGGUAGCAGAAGACAAAGAUUCCGGAAUCAAUGCUCAGUUGACCUACAGAAUUGUGUCUGGAAAUACAUUGGGCUGGUUCAAAAUCAAUUCACAGACUGGACUAGUGAUACUGAACAAGCGUCUGAAAUACAAUCUGGCCACAGAAGUUGUUAUGAACAUCUCAGCUCAAGAUGGAGCAAGUGUUCCUCUCAUAAGUUACACCAAAUUGACGGUAAGAAUCAGUGAUGAAAAUGAUGUAACGCCGACAUUUAGCCAGUCCUCUUACCAAGUCCAUUUGCGAGAGGGACAGCAGUUGGGAACAGAGGUACUGCAGCUGACAGCAGUGGACACAGACACUGGAGUCAAUGGAACAGUGGACUAUAGCUUUCACCAGGAAGUUCAAGAACUGUAUCCAAACACAUUUAGUGUACAAUCUCAAACUGGCAGGGUCAUCACACUAAAGAGACUGGACAGAGAAACCAUCAGUUACUAUGUUAUCCGAGUGAUUGCAAGAGAUCAGUCUGUUCUGCCUUUGUCAUCUACUGCUACAAUCCUCCUCACAGUGGAUGAUGAAAAUGACAAUGUGCCCAUAUUUUAUCCACAAAAGUACUUUGCUAAUAUACUGAGAUCAGCUUCCUCAGGUACAAAAGUUGUGAAAGUGAAAGCUGUUGACCCAGAUCUGGGAGAGGGUGGCAGAAUAUAUUAUGCCUUAGCAAAUGACUACUCACAAUUUGUGCUGGAUACAAACACUGGCUGGAUCAGUACCACAAAUGUAUUUGAGAGUUCAACCCUUCAGAAUUACUCCUUGCAAGUAACCUGCAGAGACACAAAUACUGUGCACAGGGCAGCCGUGAAUGCUGUUGUAAAAAUAACAGUUGUAACAUCUCUAAACUCUUUGCCAGUAUUAACCAGGGACCCAUACCAGUUUACAGUAAUGGAAAAUCUUCCUGAGAACCAGUUUGUUGGGUCAGUAGCAGUGUCUAGUAGUGGUACUCCAUCUUAUGCUAUCACUGAUGGGGAUUACAAUGGCAAUUUCAAAAUUGACGAACAGCAAGGGGAAAUACGUACAACCAGAUCACUGGAUCGAGAAAAUAUUCCCCAGUAUGAACUCAGUGUAACUGCAACAGGUCAAGGUGGUUCAGCAAAUGUCAAGGUCAUUAUAACAGUGCAGGAUAAGAAUGAUAACACACCAGAAUUUAAAUAUAAUUUCGUUGACAUUGAACUUCCUGAGAACAGUGCUGUGGGCCAUGAAGUUUACUAUGCUUUUGCUAGAGAUGAGGAUUCUGGUGCCAAUGGUGUUGUGUCUUACACACUAACUACUAAUACCAACUUAUUCAAAGUCAAUCCAAACACAGGAAUGAUCACCUUGACACGACUUUACCAGAAGGUCUAUGGUUCCAAAUUCAAUUUGACGGUUACUGCCUCAGAUUCAGGAUCCUCUCCAAGUAGUGCAUCCAUGGUUGUGCAAGUCCAUAUUACAGAUGUCAAUGACCACAACCCAGUGUUUCCCAAAAUGGACUAUGCCAUAACUCUGGAGGAAUCCACUCUGGUUAACACUCAGUUUCACACCCUCACCGCCACAGACUCUGACUCAGGCAGAAAUGCUGACCUGAUCUAUAACAUCACACGAGGAAAUGGGGAUGGGAAAUUUGGAAUCUUUCCUGAUGGAAAACUGUACAUUGCUAAGCAACUGGAUAGGGAAACAAGAGACCUGUAUAAAUUGACUAUCAUGGCAGAGGACCAUGGUGUUCUCAUCAGAACUUCAGAGGUGAAUGUCACCAUCCAUAUCCUGGACAGUAAUGACAACAGACCCAGAUUCCUCAACCAGACGUACUCUUUUUACGUGUCUGAAAACGAUCGUCCUGGACAGAAGAUUGGGGCUGUGAAAGCCUCAGAUGCGGACAUAGGUAGAAAUGCAGAACUUGCUUUCUUACUAGCAGAAGAUCAGGACAAUUUCACCAUUGAUUUCCAGACUGGAGAAAUCACAACUCUGAAGACAUAUGAUAGAGAGGCUCUGAUAGCUGAGACUGGGAAGGAUUACUACAGUGUUGAUGUGACUGUGAUAGAUAAUGGUGUCAGGAGACAAGAAGAUACAGUAAUUGCGCACAUCUAUAUUUUGGAUCAAAAUGACAACCCGCCUCAGUUUGAUAAAGACAUCUACAGAACAUCAGUGAAAGAGAACCUGGCUAAGUAUUCAUUUGUGUACAAAGUAAGUGCAACAGACUUAGAUGUGGAGGAAAAUGCAGCUCUUACCUACACAAUUAUUGAUGGAGAUACUGAUGAGAUGUUCAACAUAAACCCAGUAACUGGGCAAAUCUCCCUGAAUGGAAACCUAGACACCGAGACUCUUGAUCUGUAUAGUUUGAAAGUACUAGCUGCAGACAAUGGCAAAUCCAAAACAUUCACUGCCACCGCCACAGUCAUCAUUAACAUCCUAGACAUCAAUGAUAACACCCCACUUUUCCAUCUUACUGUGUAUGAAGUCAAUAUCCCAGAGAACACCAAACUUGGAGAAAAGUUGAUUCAGGUCACAGCAGAUGACACAGAUCUGGGCAUCAAUGCCGAGAUUGAGUACUCUUUGAAUGGAUCAGAUGGGACAUUUGUAUUGGACAGUCAUAAUGGAAACCUGUACCUAGCCAAACUAGUGGACUUUGAGACAAAGCAAUUAUAUAGUCUCAAAGUCAUCGCUACAGAUAAAGGUGAUCCAAGGUUGUCCUCAGAGGCUGAUUUAAAUGUUCGGAUCAUGGAUGUCAAUGAUAAUUCUCCCAAGUUUGUUACUGAUUUCAGCGUAUUGUCAAUUUCGGAAAGUACCGAGCAGUUUACUACUAUUGGACAGAUCUCUGCCAAUGAUAAAGACAAUGGUUUAAAUGGACAUAUUGAGUACCACAUCAUCAGCCAAGAUCCUCCUGGAAACAAUUUCUACAUCAACAAAAAUGAUGGGAGACUGCGUUUGGAGACCCCACUGAACAGGGAGAAAGUUUCCUUGUAUAUGUUGACUGUUGUUGCCACAGAUUUAGCCCCCAAUUCCAGUCAGCGUCUUACUUCAGAAAAAACAUUUUCCAUUCGUGUUCUAGAUGAAAAUGACAAUGACCCAAUCUUAAGAAGUGCACCAGCAAUCAAAAUACAGUACCCUACAAGUCAAGGUCAUAUUGGGACUAUACUUGCCUCUGAUCCGGAUUUUGGCAGUAAUGGAACUAUUGUAUUUCAGCUCAUGAGUGAUGCAGAAAUAAACAGCAAGUUUAAUUUGGACAGUAGACUUGGGAAACUCUACCUGACAAAAAACCUGCCUCAGCAUCCUACAAUGUACAAGCUAAAUGUCCAGAUUUCAGAUGAAGGACGUCCUGCUCGGACCACAACUGUCACCAUCACUGUGAUACUGGUUCAGAGUGAUGGUACUGGUACAGGACCUCCAUUCAGAAACACUCCGUACAUGUUCUCUAUUAGGGAAAAUGUGAACGCUUCUGUGAAUUCCAUUUUAAGUCCAGAAGCUAAUGUGGAAUUUUAUAUUGUGGAUACAAAAUCUUCGCUCAUGAAUGUUGGAUAUUAUUUCACUUUGAACAAGAAGACUGGAAUGAUUAGUACAAAUGGGAUGUUGGAUAGGGAGGUGACAGGGAACCAAGUGAACUUGACUGUGUGCGCUGUCAACACUCAGUCUGCCAGUCCUGCAGUCACAGUGGAAGUGGUUAUGAUCUCUAUUCUGGAUGACAAUGACACCCCUCCCCAGUUUACCAAUACCUCAUUUGUUAAGAGUGUGGGAGAGGACCUGCCCGUGGGGUCAGAGAUCCUGCGAAUCACAGUUACUGACCCUGAUACCACACCAGGGACACAGAUUCUGAGAAUUGCCAGUGGUAACCAUGGAAACUAUGCCCUGAACAGUCAGACAGGGGCACUGACCAUAGCCAAGAGACUGGACAGAGAAGUUCGUUCUGUCGACAGACUAACCAUCGAAUCAUCUGACGGCACCAACAAAGCCGAGGCCACGGUGAAAGUCCUCAUCACCGACAUCAACGACAAUGCUCCAGUAUUCACUGAUGUCUUCUACUCUUUUGACAUCCCAGAGGACACGCCAGUGGGAACCACUGUGGCCCUGAUUGAAGCUGUGGAUGCGGAUGAAGGUCUGAAUGGAGAGGUGGUUUACAGUCUUGUCUCUGCUUGGGGACAGUCUAUCUUUCAUCUGGAUCCACAAAUGGGAACCAUCAGUCUUCUGAAGCCUGUAGAUUUUGAACAGAACCACCUGUAUACCCUGCUGGUGUUGGCCUCUGACAAAGGAAGCCCAAGUCAGUCCACCUCAGUGCUAGUGUACCUAAACAUCAAAGAUGUUAACGAUAAUGAGCCCCAGUUCAACCACCAGUCCUACAACGGAGAGGUACUGGAAGAUGCAACUGUUGGCACGAGUGUCCUGUCAGUACAAGCCACGGACGUAGACUCGGGAAUGAACAGUCGACUGAUGUACACAUUUUUGGAGGGAAACUCCUCCUCUGACUUCAGCAUAGGGACAGACAAUGGAACAGUAUACAUUGUCAGAAAUCUAGAUCGGGAGACCCAGUCGCAGUACUCUCUUAUUGUCAUAGCAAUGGACCUAGCUGAGCCUCCAAGUUCAAGGAAAAGUACUACUGCAGAGGUGAUUAUCACCGUCAGAGACGUCAAUGACAACUCCCCAGAGUUUGUGACCCCCUCUCAGAUCUGGGUGAAGGAGAAUGCCACUGUGAACUCUGUGGUUUACACUGUGAGAGCAAUGGAUGUAGAUGAGGGAGCAAAUGCUAUAGUGAUGUACAGUCUGGCAUCUCACCCUGUCUUCUCAAUAUCACCCUCCACAGGGGAAUUAAGUGUACUGAGUCCGCUGAACAGGGAACUAAUCCAGAAUUACACCCUCCACGUCACUGCCACUGAUCAGGGGACAGAGUCACGAUCCACCACCCAAAAUCUACAAAUCCUGGUAGAGGAUGUAAAUGACAACCCUCCUGUGCUUGUGCCCUCAGUUUACACCAAGACAGUCCAUGAAGAUGUUCAAAUUGGUACCACCCUGCUACAGGUGACAGCGACAGACUUGGAUGCUGGUUUGAAUGGUGUGGUAAGGUUCUUUGUUACCAGAGGGGACAGCAAUGCAGACUUUAGCAUGGACCCCAGUAGUGGAGUUCUCAGAGUGCAGAAAAACUUGGACUAUGAAAGAGUUAACAAAUACACUUUGACAGUUCAGGCUGAAGACAUGGGUGUAAAUCCUCGUUACUCUGUGGCUACUGUCACUGUCAUCAUCGAAGACGUCAACGAUUUCCAACCUGUGUUCCAGAAUUCGCCAUUUUAUGCUCUGGUAAGGGAGAACAUGGCUGCCUCUCCCCCAGUCUCUGUGAUAACAUUGUCUGCCCUGGACCUGGAUUCUGCUCCCAACAGUCAGCUGACUUACGCUUUACGAGAGGGAGAUAAGGGUGUGACAUCAGUCUUCCAGAUCAACUCAACCUCAGGGGAGAUAACUUGUAGUCAGACUCUUGACAGGGAGCAGGUGCCCCAGUACAAAGUCUUGGUGGUGGCCAUUGACUCUGGAAUUGAUCGGUUGACGGGAACUGGUACUGUACAUGUGGAGGUGGAGGACACCAACGACAAUACACCAAUGUUUGAUCGGAGUUCAGCCUAUGUUGGUCACAUCGAGGAGAAUCAAGAUGGUCCAGUGGACAUACUGACCGUUACUGCAACUGAUCAUGACAGUGGGGCCAAUGCUCAAAUCAGCUAUAGCCUGCUGGAUGACGUAGAUGGAAAAUUCGCAAUUAACACAACUAGUGGUAUACUAACUUCACGGAAACCUCUGGAUCGAGAAGACACUUCCUUGUACCAUCUCACAGUCGUAGCAAAAGACCAUGGAAAUUUGGUCAAUUCGGCAGAGGCCAACAUCACUGUCUAUGUUGAUGAUGUCAAUGAUAAUGUCCCCGAAUUUGAAAAACAGACACACAAUCAAACCCUGAAUAAUCCAACCUUAUCAGGUCAGUUUGUUGUUGGUGUGACAGCAGUUGAUAGGGAUGCUGGACUGAAUGGUAGAGUGACUUAUCGUCUGCAGGGAUCAGACUGUAACAGGUUUAGUCUUGAUGCUCAGAGAGGUAUCAUUACAACAGCAGAUACAUUGUCUGGAGUGGGAACCAAGUUUACGUGUACAAUUGAAGCCAAAGACCAGGGCUCUCCCCAGAAGACAUCUACCACAACUCUUCAAGUAGAGAUAUCCUCUGUCGAUGCAUCAAGCAUACCUAUCUUUAAUGCCUUUAGCAAUCCAGGACCUCUAAAUGAAGGAGCUCCACUGGACUAUGUGGUCACAACAGUGAUCGCUCAAUCUUCCUCUAACAAUGGUCCCAUCACUUACGCUAUCGCUGGAGGAAAUGUUGGCAGCACUUUUCAUAUUGAUGAAUCUCUUGGAGUCAUUCGUGUUGCAGGAGAGGUGGAUUAUGAAAUGACAACUAAUUUCCACUUGUGGAUUCAGGCAACAGAGAGGUCCAAUACAUUGCUCUCUGCAUACAAAGAACUGACCAUUACCAUUUCUGAUCAGAAUGAUAACACCCCAAGGUUCCAGGAGGGUGUUUACAUUACAUCUGCCAAAGAGAAUAUUCCAGAAUCCACUACCAUCUUCACUGUGAGUGCCACUGAUGCAGACAGUGGUGACAAUGGAAAAGUGGUUUAUGUCCUAGCUGGAGGAAAUGUCAACAACAUUCAAGACACAUUCUCGGUGGAUUCUAACUCAGGAGAAAUUAAAACUAGAGUGACGUUAGACAGGGAAACUCAAGAUUCAUAUAAUCUUAUCAUAGAAGCUCAUGAUUUGGGUUCCCCUCAGAAGACUGGUACCACCACUGUUAGGGUAAUACUGAUUGACGUCAACGACAAUUCCCCGAUAUUCUCCACCAUUUUCUCUGUGAACAUUCCAGAGGAUCUUCCUGUCAACAGCUUUGUUAUUCAAGUGACAUCCACAGAUGCAGACAUUGGGUCCAAUGCCAAGGCACAUUACAGUAUAGAUCAUUCCUCAAGUCAGGCCUCAAUGUUCAGCAUUGAUGCUGACUCUGGUAACAUUACACUGAAGUCUCGCAUUGACAGAGAAGCAAUGUCCAGCCAGAGGAUAACUGUUCCUCUGAUUGUUGACGAUGGAUCCUAUUCUACCCGUGGAUCUUUGCAUGUUUUCGUCACUGAUGUCAAUGACAAUGCACCUCAGAUUCAGCCUCCAGUUACUUUCAAUUUCUUGGAGCUUCAGCCAGGUGGCUCAACUGUUGGCACAAUAGUGGCGAUUGACCAAGAUGUUUCCACCCCAAACAAUCAGUUUUACUUCUCCUUCAAAUUGCCAUCGUCAGAAUUUUCUAUAAACGACAAGACUGGAGUGAUCUCUUCUAAAGAGGAACUUAAUUACAUUUACCACGAAAACUUCUUCAAUGCUCUGAACCAAAGAGAGCUGGUGGUCAUUGCUACAGACCUUGGGACACCAGCUAAGUCUUCAGAGGCCAUUAUCACUAUAGAAAUCAUAGAUGCCAAUGACCAUGCUCCAAAGUUUGAACAAAACCUGUAUUUUUCUGCAGUCCCCGAGAGUGCUCCCCAGGGAGAAAGGAUACUGACUGUGGUGGCCAAAGAUGAAGAAGACGUUGGACAGAAUGCUGAAGUAGAGUACUUCAUCGAGAGUGGAAAUGGAUCAAGUUACUUCUUCAUCAACAAAACUACAGGCUUAAUUACUGUGGCCCAGGUGUUGAGUGGCAGAAUAAAUCAAGACUUCACCAUCACCAUUAGAGCAGAAGACCGAGGAUUACCCCCCAAAUCUAACACAGUUCCAGUUCAUUUGUCCAUCACUGCAAGCAACAGCUUCCCUCCAGUUUUUGAUAUGACAGUUCUCUCCUACUCUGUCUCAGAAGAUGCUCCAAUUGGUCAGAGUGUUGCUAGAGUAACAGCCACUGAUCGAGAUGGUCCUGGUCCCAAUGGGAAAGUAUCGUAUUAUAUAGUUGGUGGAAACACAGCUGGACUAUUCCAAAUCAACUCAGAAAAUGGUGCAAUUUCUGUUGCUCAAGCCUUAGAUUAUGAUUUUGUACAAAUUCAUCUGCUGACUGUUGCAGCUAGAGAUUCUGGACUGCAUUAUCGUGAAGCAACAGUUAUUCUGAAUGUACAAUUGAUUGAUGUAAAUGACAAUCCUCCUUUGUUCACACAAUCCCAUUUUGAGGGUUACAUUCCGGAAAAUUCACCAUCCGACUCCAGCAUCAUCAGAGUCCUGGCUAAGGAUGCAGAUACAGGGGAAAAUGCUCGCAUUGAAUACUACAUCAGUGAUUCUGAAAGUGACCAGCUUGUUCUCCAAUUGUUUAGAAUUGACAAACAGACUGGAAUACUUAUGACCAAAGGAAAUUUGGAUUAUGAAACUCAAACCAAAUUUUCAAUGGUUGUCAUUGCCAGGAAUCCAAAUAAUGUGAACAUGAGAAAUACAACUUUAGUUACUGUAUAUGUUACCAGUGUGAAUGAGUUUUACCCAGAAUUUGUUCAGAAGACAUAUGCAUUUUCUACCAAAGAAUCAGCUGCAAAUGGAAGUGUUAUUGGCAAAGUAAGGGCCACUGACCGUGACAAAGGAAUAGAUGGAGUUGUGUAUUUCUAUCUCAUUGGUGCCAGCAAUGGGAAGGGAUUCAAUGUCAACUACAAAACGGGGGACAUAUUUGUUUCUGGUAAACCUGACUAUGAAAGCUCUCCACAUGUGGUUCUGAAAGUUUUGGCCAAAAAUUGGGAAAGUGUGAAAGGCAAUGACACAGAUACAUGCACAGUGACCAUCUCAGUGGAAGACGCCAACGAUGCACCUGUCUUCACGCAGACUCUGUAUCUUGCCAAUAUUCUGGAGAAUGCUGCAGGGGGAGUCAGCAUCACUACUGUAACUGCCGUUGACAAUGACAACAUUCCAGAAGACAGACAGUUCAGCUACAGAAUUCUCUCUGGAAAUGAGGGUGAAGAAUUCUCCGUUGAUCCCACCACUGGUCGCAUCCACACCACAGGGAGAGGAAACUUGGACAGAGAAACCAAUCCUACUCGCUCCAUUGUGGUGGCAGCUAUUGAUCGGGGAACACCACCAGCUACAGGAUCUACAACAGUACGAAUAAGACUGAUGGAUGAGAAUGACAAUUCUCCUUACUUCUCGCCAGCGGAUCUGACAGGAUAUGUCAUGGAAAACUUGCCGGCAGGAACCAGUGUGAUAAGCCUAUCCACAAACACUUCAGAUUGGGACUUGGACCUCCCGGGACAGCCGGGAAAUCAAGGUCCCUACAGUUACGAAAUAUCUCCUGGUAGCCAUUAUGAUUACUUCAGCAUCACUUCUGAUGGACAGGUGCGUACCAAACAGGCUCUUGACAGAGAGGCACGACAAGAGUAUGAUGUCAUAGUGGUUGUCAGGGAUGCAGGAAUACCCACUCAGACGGCAACCUUGACAUUCAAAGUCAUUAUCCAGGAUGAAAAUGAUACUCCUCCACAAGCCAGAAAUAUGGAUAUCCAGAUUGGUGUUUUUGAGACCACCCUGCCCACAGCUCCAGUGGCAAAUGUUCGACCACUGGAUGCAGACACCAUUGGAACAUACACUUGCAUUGUGACCGAUGACUAUUAUGCAAUUAUCAAAGGAUCAGGAUGCAACUUAACUCUAAGGAACUUCCAUACACCACUAUCCCGAACAUUGAAUGUUCAAGGCUCUGAUGGAAAUUUAAUGGUGUCGUAUGAAGUUGUAUCAACAUUGGUGUAUUUCAAUAAUGUGACAUUGGAUAAUGUUGUUAUAAUUUAUGUUGAUGGACUUGAAAAUGCGGACUUUGUGAAAAAUAAGUUGAGUAAGUUUCGAAGUGCUGUUGCCAACUUAUUCAGUAGUGAGGAUAAAGUUACCAUUUUAAAUGUGGACUCGAAAGAUACAGGGACUUUGGUAUAUGUCAGUGUCAUAAAAGCCUCUGGAGUGGUAGUCCGGUAUGACAUUUUGAAACAACAGUUAAAUUCAAACAAACAAGCAAUUGCAAGUGUUAUUUUUGAAAGUAUGGUAAAUCCAGAAAAUAGAAUCCAGAUUGGGUACACAGUCUGUGAAAUGUCCACUUGUAAUUCUGGAACAUGCUUGAAUCGAAUUGUUGUUGGGUCGGGAAUGCACACUGUGGACUCUCCCUCUUUCAUCCUGUCGACCCCAGCCAUGGUGCCCGAUUUCUACUGCAGCUGUCCCUCGCAGUACACCGGCAGACAUUGUGAGGUGCCUGUACAACCAUGCGGAAGUGGUUUCUGUAGCAAUGGUGGAUAUUGUCAGGGUGGAGUAUGUCAGUGCACAGAAGGAUGGUUUGGACAGAACUGCACACAAGACAAGAAUGAGUGUUUGGAUGCUCCGUGUAAUAAUGGGGGUACAUGCGACAACUCCCCUGGGUCCUAUACAUGUCGAUGUCCAGAUGGAUUCACUGGUCAGCAUUGUGAAACGGGAUCCAAUCACUGUGCAUCCUAUCCUUGUGAAAAUGGUGGCCAGUGCAAGAAUAAACUAGACGGAUUCCAUUGUGAGUGUCCAUAUGAGUACUGGGGUAAACGGUGUCAGUACACAUCCAAAGGCUUCUCAGAACUCUCUUACAUGGAGUUCAACUCCAUUGAUCAGAACCUGAAAGACAUUGACCUUGACUUGACCUUCUCCACCAUCAGAUCAAAGGGUCUUCUACUGUACAACCCCAGCAACACUGGAAAAUUCAUAGCUCUAGAAAUUGUAAGUGGAAAUGUGAGAUUUUCUUUCAACUUUGGAGAUGCAAAGGCAACGAUCCUUACUGUACCCAAGAAUGUGUCCACCAAAGGUGAAUGGUUCAGGGUUCAAGUCCAGAGAAGGUUGGCGGUUGCUGAAUUGAGGGUGACCCACUGUCCUGGUUCCAGUGAGGAAUGUGUCAUCUGUCAGAAUGGAGACAGCACCUGUUAUAGCAAGGGCAGCCAAUCUAAUAACUAUCUGGACUUAGAUGGACUCCCUAUGUACAUUGGAGGUGUCAAAGAUAUUAAAACCAUUCAGAGUCGUCCUGGACAGGUCAAUUCUCAUGAUUUCAUUGGGUGUAUCAGAGAAUUCAAAGUUAACAAUGUGGAUCAUCUCACUCAGCCUUCAAAUAGCCACGAAAACAUUUUGGAUAAGUGUCCAAGUUCCAUUGGACACUGCAGUGGGGACAGAUGUAACAAUGGGGGACGGUGCGUGGAGGAAUGGGACGGGUUUUCCUGUCACUGUAUUGGAGGAUUCUCUGGAGUCUCCUGUGAAAUAGCUCCUGGACCACUCGGAUUUGGAUCCAACUCCCGUGUGAAUUUUGUUCAGAAGGAGUCCUUCAGGAGAGACCAGAUAGUCAGUCAAUCAAAUUCUAGAAAGCGGAGGGCCAUUGACACAUCUUCCAUCAUGAUUAGGUACCGUACCACUGCUCCUCAGGAACCCCUGCUGAUAGUGACCACUGCUGACAAUCAAGGACUUCUCUGGGUUGGUUCUGGAAAGUUAGUUUACACCUUUGGCUCUACCUCAGUUGUGCUGAAUGAUGGAGGUGUACAUGAUGGAGAAUGGCAUAAUACUACUGUAUCAAUCACUGGAGACCAAGUCACAUUGACAAUGGAUGACAAGACACAGCAACAGACCCUGAAUGGGGUGGUGAAGUUCUCAGAUGUUAGGAUCACCAAAAUGGUCCUAGGUUCCAGCGAGGCACCCAUCAAUGUGGACAACAGCAAAGUUCAAGCUUUCUCGGGCUGUAUUUCGAUGUUUCAAAUGAAUGGAUUAUCCGUUCCACUGAAUGGGUCGACGGACCGUUUCAUAAUUACACCAACAGAAAGUGUGGAAUCCGGAUGCUCUGCUCUGUGUGCUGGAAAUCCAUGUGGAGGAGGUGCUUGUUCCGUCAUCAUGGAAACUCGUGUGUGUGCAGCUGUUAAAGAACAGCCUGAGAGCCUUAGCAUUGGCAUAAUUGUUGUGAUUGCUUUCUUUGGAGUUCUUUUAAUUGUGAUUGCCAUUGUGUUUGUGUUAUUCCGUAUGCGCCGUCAAAGGAAAGAUCCCAAAAAUCAAACCACACCCAGAGAAAAUGGCCAUGCGAACAAAGGUUUUAACAAUAGCCCACCUAGUUAUCAAGAUUCUGGAUACGGAGAACAAGACUACAACAGACAAAAUAACCUUAACAUAAACUACACUCCAAAUGGACUGCACAGGCCUGAUCUUAUCAACUCUGAUCCAACUCAACGAAAGCCUUACGAGAUAGAUGAUGGCACUGUAAUUAUUGACAAUGGGGAUGUGAACAUGAACCAGUUAAAUGAUAUGCCAGAGCACUACGAUCUUGAUAACGCUAGCAGUAUAGCACCAUCAGACAUCGAUGUUCACACACAUUAUAGAGGCUACCGAACCGGCUACUAUCCGGAUCGAUCUCGAGAGCGUCCAAAUAAACACCACAGGGAGAGUCCGGCUGGUGGUUACAAGUCCCGUGAAAGUCCGGGACCUGGCGCACUCAAACUACAGACAUCAGGGCGACUACGUAGUAGUCCUGCCAAUAACUUAGGAGUACCACAGAUUCCUAGUCAUUCAGCUAGGAGUAGUCCUGCUAAUGUAGCAAUCCGCAAUAGUCCCAUCAAUCAACUUUCACGUCAAAGCCCGCAAGUUCGGGCCAGUCCAUUGACUCAUUCUAAUGUGGUAGGAACACCGGUGUCAAAUAUUCAUCAUAAUAGAACAGAAUCAGAACAAAGUCUUGCCAGUCAUCAUAGUAAAAGUUCCACCAGUUCUUCAGUUCCAAGAGCUGUGAUGCCAAAUGGACACGUCAAGUCCAGCAGGCACAAAUAUUAUGAUCCUCAUUCUCGUCAGGUCAAAGGGCUCACGGUAGAGGAGAUUGAUAAACUGAAUGCCCGUCCACGCCGGCCCAGCCCUGUCAGUAUGUUGGAAGCCGUGUCGUCAUCAGAGGAGGGUCGUCACAUAGCUAAUAUACGAAUGAGCACAAUAAACAGUGAUGUGGUGCUGGUACCACCCGAGUCAAGCUCAGAGGAUAGUGCUAAUGACUCAUUCACAUGCUCAGAGUUUGAGUAUGAAAAUGAGAAAACUAAAAAUGAAUUUGACUCAAAUGCAAUGAUAUUUUCCAAAGUGUCGGAAGUAGAAAAUGAACAGGAGGACUCCGGUCAUCAAAACAGGACAUCCCAGUCAGAUGGUCUGGAUUCAAACGGAGGUUCCUUUGCCAGCACAGUGGGGUCAUCUGAGGAAGGGCCCCAUACUGACCAAAAACUACUCAAUGGUCAUUUUGCCUGGGAUUACCUCAUGAACUGGGGUCCCAGCUAUGAAAAACUUGUAGGUGUGUUCAAAGAUAUUGCAUCAUUGCCUGAUGGAGAGACAAGUGAGAGUCAUGAAGUGCAAGUCGCAGCAGAUUGUGAGGAGUACGUGUGAUUAUCUGUGUGUUAGUAUGUGUGAAAACUUACCUCCUAAUGCAACAUUCCUUUAUAUUUAUUGCAGCAAUUAUUAAAUAUGCAAUUGUACAGUUUAUGGACAUUUAUAUGAAUUUGUAAAUAUGCUGCAUGAUUGAAUCAAAGGUGUACAAAGUGUUUUUAUUAUUAUUCAUAUUUAAGUUUAUAUUUUUUGUAUGGUGCAAAUUUUUGUUUUAGAAAUGUGUCUGUGUGUGAAAUGUCUGUAUAGAACUUCAUAAAAUAAGAUUAAUCCACAAAGUUUGUCUCAAGUUUAUCACUAAUUCUGUAAGUCCCAAAACGGUGUCUUAAAAAAAAUGCAAUAUCACUCCUGUUCACCAAAGUCCAUACCCCAAACAUUCCCAAGAGUUUCUGAGACGGAAUACAACAUGCAAGUAUAUUUUUGUAAGUAUUACACGUCAACCAAGUUGAUACCAUUGACUGAUGAUUAUGCAUUUAUAUUUUAUAAUUAACAUUUUCUACUUAACUUUUGUCCAGUCCCGUAGAAGAUGAGUGAUUUUAUCUAACUAUAUUGCUUUGAUGGCAGUUUAGGUGAAAACCUCAUUUAUAAAAGCAUUUAUUUUUAUACUUUGUGAUGUUACAUUUUGAACGCAGGUUUAUCUUUGAAAUUUUUUAUUAAUUGUCCAAAGAGUACAUUUAUAAAGCUUUCUUUUAAUAUAAAAACAAUAAAAGCAUGGUACGCCAAAUAAUCUUGGAAUUGUCAUGAACAUGUGUACAUUGUUUUCUAUAACUCAGUCAUUGCAAUAGCUCAGAUAACCAAUACUAGAUGCAAAACAUGUCAAUAAUAGAUCUGUUUUAACUGUGAAAUAAGUUUCACGUUUUAUACUCAUAAUAAACAUAUGCUAAUGACA